UGCUUCCCUCCCUUUAUUUAAUGGAAGCUCAGCCUCCUCUUCCCCAUUUCCAUUCCCCCGUUCCUGUUGAAAUGGGAGCAUUUCUCAGGCUGAUCGCCGCCGUGCUCGCGGCGGCGCUGGUGGCUGAAGCAGCUGCAGUCGAGACGCACCACGUCGUCGGCGGUUGGGGUCCCGAUUUGGACGUCGGUGCUUGGCUUUCCGGUCGGAUUUUCAGAGUCGGCGACAAACUCUGGUUUGGACAUUCGAGUGGAGACGAAAUCGUCGUGGAGGUUAACAGCGCGGAGGAAUUCGAAAAGUGCGAUACGGCGAACCCUAUCAGGAUGUACACCGACGACCACGUGUCCCUCGAGAAGGAAGGCCUCAGGUUCUUCACCAGCGCCGACGCCGACCGUUGCAGAAACGGCCUGAAGCUGCCGGUGACGGUAUCCCGCCGCGAUGAAUUUGAGCCGCCGUACGAGCCGUCUGAUGUUCCUCCGCCGCACCAUCCAUUUGAUCCUCCUGAGCCAUUUCACCCUCCCCCCCAAUCGCCGCCGCCGUACGAGCCGUCUGAUGUUCCUCCGCCGCACCAUCCAUUUGAUCCUCCUGAGCCAUUUCACCCUCCUCCCCAAUCGCCGCCGCCGGAGCCUGUUCACCCUACUCACAAGUCGCCGCCGCCGCCGCCGCCGCAUGAACCACCGAAGCCUGUUCACCCUCCGCCACCGCCAUAUGAACCGCCCAAGCCUGUCCACCCUCCUCCACCGCCACCGCCAUAUGAACCGCCCAAGCCUGUUCACCCUCCUCCACCGCCACCGCCACCGCCGCAACCCUCCUCGGCAAAUAUGAACCUGCCAUUUCUGGUGAUUUUAACGUUUUACCUCUGCUUUGUUUUUGCUGUGUAGACAUGGGGAGGAGGAGAUGCCACAGUCGUUGUUUUAAGGUUUAGUAACAGCAGAUGAUGUGGGUCUGAGAUCAAAUUUGUUUUUCCUGUUUGAUUUCUACACCGUCUGAUUUCAAUAAAAUUUCUAUGCUAAUGAAAACCCUGUGAUCAUCGUCAUCAUCACCCAUAAACUUUGGUUUCAAUC
This is a messenger RNA of Andrographis paniculata, 1061 nucleotides long. RefSeq names its product protein TRACHEARY ELEMENT DIFFERENTIATION-RELATED 7A-like. NCBI's taxonomy places the organism in Eukaryota, Viridiplantae, Streptophyta, Magnoliopsida, Lamiales, Acanthaceae. Gene Ontology annotation, molecular function: electron transfer activity. The transcript has 2 exons. Gene Ontology annotation, cellular component: plasma membrane. The record is from RefSeq and is a predicted model, not a curated record. The coding region runs from base 21 to 878 and encodes 285 amino acids.